Molecule: messenger RNA, 2642 nt
Organism: Artibeus jamaicensis (Jamaican fruit-eating bat)
Lineage: Eukaryota; Metazoa; Chordata; Mammalia; Chiroptera; Phyllostomidae
Gene: DDX50
Product: DExD-box helicase 50
Exons: 16
Coding region: 6-2423 (805 amino acids)
Molecular function (GO): RNA binding; ATP binding; helicase activity
Source: RefSeq, a predicted model, not a curated record
UGAGGAUGGGCCGCGCCUCCUUUUGGACUGCGCCGGCUAGGGCGGGGAGGGGAGUUGUCCCUGGUAGACUGUCACCACCCGCCGUAGCAUCCGAGGGCCUCCCGUCGCGCAUCCGUCGUUCCUGGGCCAUUCCUCCGUCCAUCUGGAGAAGGGCGACAUUGGGCUUUGGUUCUUCAGCCUUUUACCCGUCUGUACCUGCGAGAUGGGCAGACUCAAGCUCCCAUCGACACGGUUGUUAUGAAGAUUUAAACAAGAUAAGCCGAAAACACAUUACACAAUGCUGGAGUGAUAGAAGGAAGUCAAGGCACCAUUAUGACUCAGAUGAGAAAUCAGAAACAAGAGAAAAUGGUGUUUCAGAUGACCUGGAUGCUCCCAAGUCCAAAAAAGCUAAAAUGAAAGAGAAGCUAAAUGGAGACACUGAAGAAGGAUAUAAUAGACUUUCAAAUGAAGUUUCUAAAUCUCAUAAGUCAAGAAGAAAAGAUCUGCCAAAUGGAGAUAUUGAUGAAUAUGAAAAAAAGUCAAAGCGAAUGUCUCCCUUACAUAGUUCUUCUCAUAAAUCAAGUGAUAAUAAUAAGCUAGAGGAGACCCUAACACGUGAACAGAAGGAAGGAGCUUUCUCCAAUUUCCCUAUUUCUGAAGAGACUAUAAAGCUUCUGAAAGGUCGAGGGGUAACAUAUCUCUUUCCUAUUCAAGUUAAGACCUUUGGUCCUGUAUAUGAAGGAAAAGAUUUAAUUGCUCAAGCACGGACAGGAACAGGAAAGACAUUCUCUUUUGCCAUUCCCUUGAUUGAAAGACUCCAAAGAAAUCAAGAGACAAUUAAAAAAAGCCGCUCACCAAAGGUACUUGUUUUGGCUCCUACAAGGGAACUGGCAAAUCAAGUAGCCAAAGACUUCAAAGAUAUAACUAGGAAACUCAGCGUAGCGUGUUUUUAUGGUGGAACAUCAUAUCAAAGCCAGAUUAAUCAUAUUCGAAAUGGUAUUGACAUCUUGGUUGGGACCCCUGGUCGGAUCAAAGACCACCUGCAGAGCGGCCGAUUAGAUCUUUCUAAACUGCGCCAUGUUGUGCUUGAUGAAGUGGAUCAAAUGUUAGAUUUAGGUUUUGCUGACCAAGUUGAAGAUAUCAUCCAUGAGUCCUACAAAACUGAUUCUGAAGACAAUCCUCAAACUUUACUUUUUUCUGCAACUUGCCCACAGUGGGUAUACAAAGUUGCAAAAAAAUACAUGAAAUCCAGAUAUGAACAGGUUGACCUUGUUGGAAAAAUGACUCAAAAGGCUGCAACUACUGUGGAACAUUUGGCCAUCCAGUGUCAUUGGUCUCAGAGACCAGCAGUUAUUGGAGAUGUCCUUCAAGUCUACAGUGGUUCUGAAGGGAGGGCUAUUAUUUUCUGUGAGACCAAAAAGAAUGUAACUGAAAUGGCCAUGAAUCCACACAUAAAACAGAAUGCCCAGUGUUUACAUGGGGACAUUGCACAGUCACAACGAGAAAUUACACUGAAAGGCUUCAGAGAAGGUAGUUUUAAAGUUUUGGUUGCAACCAAUGUGGCUGCCCGUGGUUUGGACAUUCCUGAGGUUGACCUGGUGAUUCAGAGUUCUCCUCCACAGGAUGUUGAGUCCUAUAUUCAUCGCUCUGGACGCACAGGUAGAGCUGGCCGGACAGGGAUUUGCAUAUGCUUUUAUCAACCAAGAGAAAGAGGUCAACUGAGAUAUGUGGAACAAAAAGCAGGAAUUACUUUUAAACGUGUAGGUGUUCCUUCUACAAUGGAUUUAGUUAAAUCUAAAAGCAUGGAUGCCAUCAGGUCUCUGGCUUCCGUUUCUUAUGCUGCUGUUGAUUUUUUCCGACCAUCAGCUCAGAGACUGAUAGAAGAGAAAGGGGCAGUUGAUGCACUGGCUGCAGCAUUAGCCCAUAUCUCUGGAGCAUCGAAUUUUGAACCACGAUCUUUGAUUACCUCUGAUAAGGGGUUUGUGACCAUAACUCUGGAAAGCCCAGAAGAAAUACAGGAUGUCAGCUGUGCUUGGAAAGAACUUAACAGAAAGCUGAGUAGUAAUGCCGUGUCCCAAAUUACCAGAAUGUGCCUCCUGAAAGGAAAUAUGGGUGUUUGCUUUGAUGUUCCCACAGCUGAGUCGGAAAGGUUACAGGCAGAGUGGCAUGAUUCAGACUGGAUACUGUCAGUGCCAUCCAAGUUACCCGAAAUCGAAGAAUAUUAUGAUGGAAACAUGUCUUCUAAUUCCAGACAGAGGAGUGGUUGGUCAGGUGGCCGGUCAGGUCGGUCAGGUCGGUCAGGUCGGUCAGGUGGUCGAUCUGGUGGCCGGGCAGGCAGACAGAGUCGACAGGGAAGUCGGUCAGCAAGUCGACAAGAUGGUAGAAGACGAAGUGGGAAUAGAAAUCGACCAAGAAGUGGGGGCCACAAACGGAGUUUUGACUGAGAAUUUGAUAGUUAAUCUACCAGUGUGAGCGUACCUAUUUCUGCCUAAUCAUGUACAUUAUCCACCAAAAAUUAGAUCAUCAUAGUUGAGGUAUGUGUCUGCUACAAAGAAGUUGGUUGUAUUUUUUUAAAAAGUAUUUCACAAGAAUGGAUGUAAACAAAUCUACUUAUCCAGUUACACCUUUGAAUAAAAAAACCUCCUUUUAUUACAUCUUUUUCA